Penicillium verhagenii is the source of this 534-nucleotide messenger RNA. Its product is annotated as mediator of RNA polymerase II transcription subunit 9. Gene Ontology annotation, cellular component: mediator complex. The record is from RefSeq and is a predicted model, not a curated record. Bases 1 to 534 code for a protein of 177 amino acids. Gene Ontology annotation, biological process: regulation of transcription by RNA polymerase II. Lineage: Eukaryota; Fungi; Ascomycota; Eurotiomycetes; Eurotiales; Aspergillaceae. Gene Ontology annotation, molecular function: transcription coregulator activity. The transcript has a single exon.
AUGGCCUCUAGAUCCCCGACAGCAGCUACUCCGCUGCCGAAGUCCUCCGUCGCGCCGGAGAGUCCCUCCAAACACGCGACCGAACAGCCUCAACCCGUGCCUUUCCCAUCACCACAGACCUUUGAGAUCAUUCCACCUCUCCACGGCAUUCUGCUUCGCUUGCUAUCUCAAAAGAGCUCCCCCGGUGGAAAUGCUGGUGUCUCUGGAGAAGCUCCGGGUGUCCUAGGAGCUUCUGAAGCACAUCAACAAGACCAAGUCCCUUCCAAUGGCAACGCAGGUGCAACAUCCCAAGCAGUUCCGGAUGUUCCUACCCUGAAUCAUAAUGCCCACCCACCGCUCGAUGUGAAAGAUCUCCCAACUCAAACCAGUUCUGUGAGAAUUCGAAUCCAAAAGGCUCGGGUGGUGGUGGAGGCACUUCCAGAUAUCCACCGAUCUGUGGAAGAGCAACAAAGAGAGAUUACAGAGCUUGAGGACCGUGUGGCACGUCUCCGAUCCGUCAUCACAGAUUUUGGGAGCCGUGCAGCAAAAACAUAG